AUGCACCGUGGCAAGGUGAUCAUGCUGAUAGUCGUCCCAGCGCUGGCCCUCUUGCUAGCCGUGAUGGCGGUUGUCAUCUAUGUGAUCACCAUGGAAAGGCCACGAAAGCGUGUGGACACGUGUAGGAGCGACGACUGCGCUGCCUUUGGCCGAGAGCUGCACGAUGCCGUCAAUAUGUCGGUUGACCCGUGCCAAGACUUCCACGCGUUCGUGUGCGGCGGCUGGAGCGACCCCAAGCGACGAGAGACGACCGAGUCAAGAAUGGUGGCCGCCGCAUUGGAUCUGGCGAUCGACGAAGCCAAAGCCGACCGGAUGCGUCGCAGCAAGGCCACGCAGUUCUUCGAGAGCUGCACCACGGCCGGCAAUUCGAAGGAGAAGAACCUGAGAGAAUUUGCGAAUCUCCGGCGCUCCUUGGGUCUACCCUGGCCCGAGCAGAAGCCCAGCGGCACAACGCACCCGCUCGACAUCAUGGUGAACCUGGCGCUUAAUUGGGAAAUGAACUUCCUCUUUGACCUCGGCACUGUUGCCGAUUACGUGAACGAUUACUACCGAGUCCUCAACGCCAACAGUUCCCAAGCUGGCGUGGGAGCAGCCGACCUCCUCCGCAUCGAGACGGCCUUUGUCAACACGAAGCUCGAGUUCCUAUACGACACUCCUCGACAAGACUGGUUCGAAGUGAGCGCCCUCGACGGCAAGACGCCGUCCGUUCCGGCGGGCUUGUGGCUCAAUCUUCUGAGGAAGCACGACACGCAGUUCGACUGGAACGGCGAAGACACCGUGAUCAUUGAGGACGGUAGAAUACUGCAGAGCGUCGACAAUCUUCUGAAGGGCCUGGACCACCACAAGUUGAUCAUCGGGCUCUCGUGGAUGUUCAUUCAGACGCACCUCUGGGCUGUCUAUGAGCCGCCUUCGCUCAGAUUCGGCGGCGCUGAGGAGGACCUAAUAAAGAUGAGAGAGCGCGGCUGCAUGGAAUACGUCGAAUCCCGUCUGGGGCUGCUCGGCUGGGCGACGACGCUAACCGAGCGCUUCGGAACGAAGGAGAGCCGACUGCACGUCUCCAGUUUCCUGCAUCGAAUCAACCGGCAGACGAAGCGCCUCGUAAACAAGCUAAGUUGGAUGGACUACGAUAGCAAGCAGAUGACCUUCUCGAAGCUGGACAAGAUGGCCCGCACCAUACUGCCAGGGGACAGCUUCUUCGACCCGAAGAAACGCGAUCAGCUGUACGACGUCUUUCCCGAAAUGCGUGGCAAGACCUUCAUGGCGAAUCUGGUGAAGGCGUCCGAGGUGUACCGUGGGCUGCGCAACCACGAACACUUCGCGGACGUGUACAGCGUUCGCAUGUUUCCCCGGUUUGGUCGCGAGCUUUACCUGUACCUGCCGGACUCGAUGAUGCUCGCGUUAGUGAACCUGAGCCCGCCGAUGUACUACAAGGACGCGACGCUGGCGAUUAAAUACGGUGGUCUAGGCUCCUUUGUGGCGCGACAGAUGGCCAGGGCGUUUGACGAUAUCGGCGUGAGGGUUGACGACUCGGGCAAGCGCAGACUGUGGCUCGGAGCCCAGGCGCAGGCAGCGCAUAAGAUCAAGGUUAAUUGCAACGUCCACGCAGGCUCGAACAGCACGGUGUGGCGUCCGAUGCGCGCGUUGCCCACCAUGCCCGGGCUGGAGAUUGCUUACGAGGGCUUCUUGGCCGCCGUGAAGGUUGACUUCCGAGCUCUGGACGACUUCAAGGUCCUUCACCUGGAAGCGUUCACAGACUUCCAGAUAUUCUUCCUGGCGUACUGUUACGCAGUGUGUGCAAAGCGGCCACAGACCAUGCGCGAUGAGUGCAAUGUUCCGGCUAAGAACUCCCCUGCUUUUGCCGAAGUGUUCCAAUGUUCCGCGAAUGCCCCCAUGAAUCCACCAGAAAAAUGCUCGUUUUUUUACUAG
Molecule: messenger RNA, 1926 nt
Organism: Dermacentor silvarum
Lineage: Eukaryota; Metazoa; Arthropoda; Arachnida; Ixodida; Ixodidae
Product: endothelin-converting enzyme 1-like
Exons: 2
Coding region: 1-1926 (641 amino acids)
Biological process (GO): protein processing
Cellular component (GO): plasma membrane
Molecular function (GO): metalloendopeptidase activity
Source: RefSeq, a predicted model, not a curated record